Alternaria arborescens is the source of this 708-nucleotide messenger RNA. RefSeq lists its product as hypothetical. Lineage: Eukaryota; Fungi; Ascomycota; Dothideomycetes; Pleosporales; Pleosporaceae. The record is from RefSeq and is a predicted model, not a curated record. The transcript has 4 exons. The coding region runs from base 1 to 708 and encodes 235 amino acids.
AUGCUAGAGCAUGUCAAUCACGUUGGACCUAGGAGGACCAUCGUUCAGCAAUUAUCAGAAAGAGGGGUGUCCGCAGAAGAUGUCGAUACCGUAUUGUUCAGUCAUGCUCAUUGGGACCACUCGCGACCCAUCAGCGACGUAUUUCCAAAUGCGAAAGCGUACUUCGGACCGGGAACAAGGGCAGCAUGCCAGCCAGGGCAUAUGAAGGAUCCGAGCCUGCAGUGGGAUGGCCGCUUCUUCGACCCGGAGCAUUCGACCGAAAAAUGGGACGAGCUACAAGGUGAAUGGAGACCUUUUGGCCCGUUUGAGAGAGCGCUGGACUACUUUGGUGACGGCAGUUUCUGGGUCCUCGAUGCGCCUGGUCAUAUGCCAGGCAACAUGGCUGCUGCAGCAAGACUGCAAGGCGGCGAGUGGGUGAUGCUUGGUAGCGAUUGCUGUCAUUCGCGGGAUUUGUUGGACGGCCUACGAGAAAUUGCGGAGUUUCAGGGACCAGGGGCAGUGAGCAUGUCUCUUCAUACGGACCUCACUUCUGCGAAAGAUACCAUUGCCAAGAUACGACAGCUGGAAACCAAUUUUGGUGUUCACACCGCGCUCGCGCACGACGCGUCGUGGUUGAAGCAGGGCACAGAUCAAGUGCUCAUGUCGCUGCUGGACAGCAAGAUGCGCGUCGCAGCCAAGGAGAAGAUACCGUUUGAUGAGAUACCAUAG